UUAUUAUGCAAUCAUAAUCUGCUUAUCCUUUCAUUGAAGAUCCACUUCCCUUUCCUCUUUUUAAUUAAAACUUCUUUAGCGAGUUUUCUUAAACACCUAAACUUAUAGGAAGCCUCAAUCAAGAAAUGCUACAUCUUAAUCACAAAUGCUGUUACAAAUGGCUAAAUUAACCAAGAGAUGAAUGGAAUUUUGAAAACGAAAUAAGAAUGCUUGUCAUAACUUGGAACAUGCAUGGUAUGAUUCCAAAACAUUCAUUAAAAAGACUUUUCAAUAUUGAUAUUUUGCAUCAUGAUCUUAUAGUUAUAGGAACCCAAGAAUGUUAACGUAGCAUAGUUACAUCUUUAUUUUGUGAAUCAAAAAGUGAAUGGGAAGUAAAAUUGCAGAAUGAAUUAGGAAAAACUUAUUUUAAAGUUUAAUCAGCAACACUGAAUGCCAUGCAUAUUAUUGUCUUUGCUCAUAGAUCUUUGAUACCAAGAAUAAGUUUUAGUAAAUCCUAUACUCUCUCUUAAGGAUUUAUGGGAAUUGUAGGUAAUAAGGGUGGAAUUGCAGUAUCAGUAAAUAUCAAUGACAAAAUCUAUUUAUUUGUUAAUAGUCAUUUAGAAAGUGGACAAAAUUCAGAAUCAAAAAGAUAGACUUAAUUUUCUAAAUUGGAAAGUCAUUUUGAAAAUUUAGUCUUUUCUAAUCAUAAUCAAAUGGAAUAUGAUUAUCUUAUAUGGACUGGUGAUUUCAAUUCUAGAAUUGAAGAAAAUAUUACAUCUUAAACAAUAAAAUCUCACUCAGAUUUUUUUGGUUGGUUAGGAAAAGAUUAAAUGUAUCUUAGUCGUCAUAAUAAAUUAAGUAAUUUUAGUUAAUACUCAAGACUAUUAAUCUUAAUUUUAAGAAGGAAUGAUAUUUUUUCCACCAACUUACAAAUUAAUAGAAAAUUAUAAUUCAUGGGCAGUAGAUUAAGAUUUUAGAAUACCAGGUUGGUGUGAUAGAAUUAUCUUCAAAGAAAAUAAAAAAAUGUCUAUACAAUCUACAAUCAAUAACUUUAAUGAAAUGACAAGUAAAUUAAAAUUGUAAAAUUAUGAUGCAAAUUUCGAUGUAUUAGGAAGUGAUCAUAGGCCAG
Messenger RNA from Paramecium sonneborni, 1108 nucleotides. The record is from the annotation of a GenBank genome assembly. NCBI's taxonomy places the organism in Eukaryota, Ciliophora, Oligohymenophorea, Peniculida, Parameciidae.